AUGAUUAAGGGAAUUAUAAUAAUUUUGGCAUGUAUGCAAGCCAUAUAUGCUUUUCAACCAGAAUGUGAAAAUCACGCUUACGGCAUUGGUGCAAAUAGUUGCACAAGAUUUUACGUGUGCGUGAUGUCGAGGAUUGUGAAAAUGGAAUGUCCGGAUCAGAAACAUUUUGAUGUUAAAUUAGGAAAAUGCGUUUUACCGGAAGAAAGCGAUUGUCAAGCGAAAGCGGACUUCAUCGGUGAAUGGCCAGAGUUCCCAGAAUUCCCCCAUUUCCCACACAAUCCACAUAAACCAACUACAUCUAGACCAACUACUUCUAAACCGACUACAGUUAAACCAAUUACAGUUCAGCCAACUACCACUAAACAAACAUCUACUGAACCAACAACUAUUCAUCCAACCACCACUGAAGUCAGCACUACUCAAUCAAAACCAGAGAAUGGAGUGAAAUGCCCAACUGAGAACGGUCCAGUUCCAGUAUUUCAUCGUCACCAAACCGACUGCACAAAGUACUACAUUUGCGACUGGGGUCAUCCUUUCAUGAUGGAUUGCCCAGCUGGUCUUCAUUUCAAUGCAGAUCUCAAUGUUUGCGAUUGGCCUGCCAAUGCCAACUGCUUAGUUACCGUUAAUUAA
Nicrophorus vespilloides is the source of this 630-nucleotide messenger RNA. Its product is annotated as endochitinase-like. The record is from RefSeq and is a predicted model, not a curated record. Bases 1 to 630 code for a protein of 209 amino acids. NCBI's taxonomy places the organism in Eukaryota, Metazoa, Arthropoda, Insecta, Coleoptera, Silphidae. Gene Ontology annotation, cellular component: extracellular region. The transcript is spliced from 3 exons. Gene Ontology annotation, molecular function: chitin binding.